Molecule: messenger RNA, 5357 nt
Organism: Pomacea canaliculata
Lineage: Eukaryota; Metazoa; Mollusca; Gastropoda; Architaenioglossa; Ampullariidae
Product: transmembrane protein 211-like
Exons: 4
Coding region: 2783-3361 (192 amino acids)
Cellular component (GO): membrane
Source: RefSeq, a predicted model, not a curated record
UCUGGAAACUCACUUCUUGUGUCAUUUCACGAGAACAAACAAAAGUUUAUGAAACUUUGAAAGUUUUUUUUUUUUAAGAAGUCGAAACAUAAAUUGUCGAAAGGGGGAUCUCGAGUACACUCGCUGGCAGAUUUCCUAAAAGCAGUUGUUGAACCCGCUUCUAGCUGUGAAAGAUGGCGAGAGAAGUGGCAGUCAUGAACAAAAACUGAUUUCAUCCUGUAAAAAUAGCAACUAAAAAUAAUUUAUGUAAUCUUUGUCUGUUUGGAAAAACAAUAAAAGUCAUUCCUGACAUCCUCCUGUGGCAAAGCAAUUUGGUUGGAUGGAGGGUUACGUACGUAGGGUGUGUGUACCCCUUAGUCUGGCAAAGGUAGUAGACAGGUAGGUUCAGUCCUUUGACAUGUGACCGUAAGAGGACAUGAAGGAUAAAUUAUCUGUCGAGUCCAUCUUGGUCUGUCAAAGUAUCCGACAGAGCAACAAAAAUCAUUUUUCAUUUUAUUCUUUUCUAUUUCUUGUAGUAAACUUGCGAAAGUAAACAUUCAUCCUUCUUUUCUUGUGAGUUUUCCAAGCUCAUCCUUACUGACCUGUAUAUCAAACGAUACAGUUGCCCUAUCGUCAUAACAUCAGUUCUAUCCGUUUAUCCCGAUGUUAGAAGAAAGCAGUAAUGGCCCCUCAUCGCACUUUCCACGAACUGCUUCGUAUCCUUUGACCUCUGCCAUCAUUUCGAUUCGUAUUAACGCUGACAUAUGCUUGAACCGCCAGACAGGUGGUAAUUCUUCUGCUGUUGCAGGUAAAGGAUAGGUAAGCGACUUGCACUUACCGCAACUUUCAGUCUGGAUGCGAGACUGCAUUCUUCACUGUCAACAACAAAACAAAAAUCACUUUCGCUGCAAAAAAAAAAAUAAAUAAAAAAAAAUAAAAGAAAGAAAAAAAGCGAGAAGGGAGAAACUGUCGAUUGUAAAUACGAUGCACAUGUUGCUGGCGGUGAAAAAAAAGAGAGAAGAGUGUGGUAUCGGCCAUGAUGGCCCGGUGGCCGGACCGCUAUCAAUCUAGAUAUAAACCUUUUCGAUCACUCGCCAUGCUUAACAGCGUUAGCAGCUUCAUCGCGAUGCCCGUACAGUCGGCUUAACAUGAUUAACCACAACAGGAAAGAGCACUUCCCACCCCACCCCACCCCAACCCUGCCUCCACCCCUUCCCCCAACCCCACCUGCCCAUCCAGCUCAUUGUUAGCCGCGCAUGCGCAGAGGAUGGCCCCUUUUGGCGAUAGAUUGCACUGCAUCUCCGGAAAAUGAAUCAGAGAGCGUGCGCUGAAAAGUGGUUUUGAGUUUCUGGUGGGUAAAGGUCUGGGGGACAAUGGUAGGUUGGAGGAAACCGUUUAGAAACGGGGAGGAAGAGAGAGUGUGGGGGUAAUGUGGGAGAACGGGUUCAAAACCAGAGCACUUUUUAGAUGAUUUUAAGAAGUUAAUCGCAUAGUAUAAAUCAAGAACUUAAUAAAUAGCUUCCUUUCAUUUAUUUGACUUUGUUUCAACUACGGAGAGGAGGGUGGAAACUCGAGUACCUGAAAAAAGACAAGUGUCCUGAGUAAGUGUCACAAACAGGAAGUGGCCCGAGAAGGGAUUCGAUCAGAGGACGCUCCGAGUCUCAUUGAAGUGUUAGCAAGUGAGGGUUUUGUGUCCUCCCGUCCGUUUGCGAUAUGCAAGCCAUUUAUUGUGCUGAAAUGCACAUUGAAGUAUGGGAGGGGAGGAUAGAAACCCUUCAACAUUAGAUGUUAUCAGCUCUCCGACUGCGUUUUAUUAAGGGUAUCUAUGUAGUUUAAUAUGGAGUUCUAUCUGCGCGCAUUCCAACGCCUCAAUGAAGGAAUAAAACAAAAAAGAAAAACCCAGAAAACUGGAACUUUUAUUCCUUCAUUCCACCACCAGUUACUAACAUCACGGACGUGUAUAGGUGGACUGCUGUCUGCCGAGACCAACGCUUAGCCUCUUGCGAAGUUAUCUGCUGUUAGUCUCGGCGAGCCUGAACAAAGAAUGUGACUAAACCGGAAGCUAUGUAGUAUCAUGCCUCGUUUUAGUAGUUAACUGGAAAAAAAUCGUCUGUCAGCAGUCCAGUAAUACAAGUUCGUGGUAACAUGGCCAGCUCGCACCUUCCGCUUACAAAUGCAGUGUCGAGAUGAGAAGCUCAUGGCGAACUUUUCUUUCUUUGACAAACGUUUGUGUCACUGGCUGACGUAUGAACACUGCUCACUAUUGUUUCUGAACACUGUUCACUAGCUGACAUUGUGUCGAACUCUCACGAACUGUUGUAUCGUUCACUGAUCUUAAACUGUGACAAGGUCCCUCCACGCGCAGUAACAGAACAUGCUAGAGCCAUCUUACCACUCGUAAUACCGUUAAAAGACUUCCAACAUGGCGGACAGUGGGUUCCAGCAGAGCCAGCCAGGAAUUUUUCAGUUAGUUUCACAUCAGUAGGUCUCGCUCGCUGGCGAACGUUUGCACUGCAGCACUUUGCUGUCUCGUGUUGCCUUGCGCCACCUCUCGGCCCUGACAAGGUUCGCUAUUGACGUCGCGCGGGGAGACAAUCGUUUCAAGGGAACCAAUUCAUUAUUUUUUCAUGCCCGGAAAAGGUUAUCGUUCCUGCGUCAGCCAUCAAUCUUACUACAGUUUUAGGUAAUGCCGCAUUCUCUUCUCUGCUGCGACGUCUGACGCUUGCAACGUGGAUGGUCGUCCCUUGUACAAAAGUAGUGCUCUCCCCUGAGUAAGGGCGAGGAGGUCGGAGUGUAAGAUGUGAUGCCUUCACCCGUGCUGCUGCUGUGGUCGCUGCUGUCGGUGCUGGUGGCUGGCACGUGCACUUUCACCUUCCUGCAGCCCUUCUGGCUGGUCCACAGCGACCUGCUCCACGCUUUCGGACUCGUGGCCUAUUGUUAUUCCGGUUCCAGUCACCAUGACGACCGAGAAACGUGCAGCGCGUACGGCGGCAACUUCCGGUUGGGCAGCAUCCCUUCCGGUGCCUGGCAGGCGGCGUGCGUGUUGUAUGGCGCGGGCUGCGUUCUGGCCUGUUUGGGGGCGCUGCUGUCCCUGUGCAGCGCGUGCAUGCCGGGACACUGCCGGAGGAGAGUGACAAGGGCUGGAGGCUACGUGCAGACCGUCUCAGUUCUCAUCAUGAUCGCCGGGCUUCUCAUCUUCCCUCUAGGCCUCAGCUCCAAAUUUUUCCGCCAUUACUGUGGCGACAGCGCCGCAGCCUACAACUCUGGACACUGUUUGAUUGGCUGGAGCUACAUGCUAGGCAUCAUGGGAACGGCGCUGUCUAUCUUCUGCCCCUUCCUCUCCCAGUUCACCGACAUGAAGGCGUCGGACAUCUUUUCUUGAUGGAUUUUUUCUGAGUUAGAUCGGUGUGUCGUGGUUAUAUCCUCCGGCUCAUACACAAAAUAUUAUUUACAAUUCCGUUGCUCAGUCGUGUAAAUGCAAAGAUAUGCUUCGAUGUGUCUGUAGUUUUCAUUCUGGUCACGUGAUUCAUUCUGGUCAUCAAUGGGUCAAACAAACGUGUGUGGCUCGGUGACAUACUGUGUGGUGAUCGAUGUUGUUUUGUGAUUUCCAGGAUACUGCCGAAGCAGACGACAGAACUGUUGAUCAUGAUGCAUCAUUUUUCUUGUAUUCCUUUUUGUACCACCAUGAAAUCUUUCUGGAAAUAUGUACAGUAGAAAAGUACAUCUUUAACAAGCAUUAUAAUUUACCCUAUCAUGCAGUUUCGAUGCAGAUUUGUUUGAAAAGCAUAGAUUGUACUAAGGCGAAGUGGAAUAGGUAAACCUAGAAUAUGUGUGCGCGCGCGCAUUAUAGAAAUUAGAAAGUGUAUGAGAAAAAUUGUGUGUGUGUGUCAAUGGGAGGAGGGGUGGAUGCGGGACUUCUAGUGAGAAACCAACAAAAAAAGAGAGAACAUAUUUCUCUGAGCUGCGUCACAGAGGUCACAGGGGCAUCCCUUGCUGCGCGGCAGGAAUCGUUCUUCUCGUCUCUAAUGUUUCCCAUCCAGCAACCGCUCACAGGCUACAGGACAUCAGCGUAAUUUCAAACCCUGAGCUUGGAUCCAACUGUAGUCGUUAAGCGACCUUUGGUCCCUCGACAUUAACCAUUAAGACAUAAGAAUUACACAGUGUGAGUGCGGGUCGAGUGAGUUAACACUUUGCAUCCAAAAUUUAAGUUGGUAUAAAAGAAAAGUGGCAUGAACUUCAUAUAUUUCGAAUCACAUAAAGGUUAAUAAUGAUGUAUCUCGGUGUGAACUAAGUUGGAAGAUAACAACGGGUGGGUGGCAAAUGUUUACAACUAGAUACAAUGUCUAUGAGGUACAGAAAUAAUUAAUGUUUUUGGGCGGGAGGGCGUGGUGGAAGCCAAAGUACAUGGAAUAAAACUGACUGUCAGUUCUGCAAAAAGGUGUUUCGAGACAAGAUGUGAUCCCAGGACCUCUUGGUUCUCACUGCAAUGGCGACAAGCGAGUGAUUUAUCACUCACUGCUGAGCGUCUCUGAAGGGGCAGUAAUUCGACCAGACUGCUUUAUAGUGCAAGGGAAGUAAUGCACCAAAUUAGGAACCGCCUUUUGAAAGAGGAAAGCCAUAAGUACUCAAUGUAAGUCACAGAGGUGACGAUUAAGUGUUUAUCAAUCACCAUUUUUUUCAAGCCAACAAAGUAAGAGGGAGCGCUGGCCAAGGUAGAGAUCCAGGCACGAGGUUAUUAGUUUCGACUCUCAAAUUGCUAUGGAGACAAAUCGAUGACCAGCCACUCAGGAAUGUGUUCUGGACAAUAAGACGCAUGUAGGUUUAAAGCUUCAAGAGCAAAAUAUGACCGAAGAAAAUAUAGAAAGUAAUACCAUCAGACAAUGGGGAUAAUAGACAAAAUUCAUGAAUUGCCAUCGGAUUAUUUUUGGUCUGGGUAGUUCACUGUAUGCGGCUGCAAGUUUUUGGCCCAGGGGUGGCUGUCAUAAGACUGACGAUCAAUGGGCGACACAGAAGCUUCUAACAUCUCACUCACCUACGACUGCAUUGUCUUGGGACUAUCUUAACCUUUUUUCAGUCAAAGAUCAGCUGUAAGAAGUACAAAGCUUCACGCGGCGGUCCAGACGGCUCCCAAAACUGGAUAGGGCUUCAAGGGAGGAAAGCUGCAUCGGGGGACACGAUACGAGUUGAUACGAGUAGCAUCCCUUUUUGUCCCCCGUAUGCUGUGAAAAAGGUCCGCGCACAGUGGGCACGAGACAUUUUGUGGACUCUUAAUUUAACGACCUUUUCAUCGUAAUCGUUUACAAAUUUCAUAAUUUAUAUGUAAAACUCAUGAUGUGUUAAAUUCAUGUUUCAACGAAAUAAAAUUAAUAUUUUUAAAA